Messenger RNA from Angiostrongylus costaricensis, 1879 nucleotides. The record is from the annotation of a GenBank genome assembly. NCBI's taxonomy places the organism in Eukaryota, Metazoa, Nematoda, Chromadorea, Rhabditida, Metastrongylidae.
AACUAUGGGCCUACUCACGAAAGGUAGUCCGCUCAGUUGGGCAGAAACGGUUCCGCAUGUGGAGUACAUAAAGAAGCACGGUAUCGCCCAGUUUAUCAAUUUGUAUCAUCGGUUGAAGAAUCGUCAAGGAGACCAGCUAAAAUGGGGUGAUGAAAUCGAGUACACAAUCGUGAAGUUUGAUCACGAACAUAAGAAGGUGCGUGUGUCGUGCCGAGCAGAAGAAUUGUUGGGACGUCUUCAAGCAGCCGAGGAGGUAAAUGCUAUGGUUGGUACUGUGAAUCGCUUCUUGUGGCGUCCUGAAUUCGCUGCCUAUAUGGUGGAGGGAACCCCAGGAGACGAGUCUGUUUUGUCAAUAUCUUUUCCUUCUCUGGGCAGUUUUGAUUUUACCGACCCUCCUAUGCGACCGACGCCCUAUGAUGAAAGUGGCCCAGGUCGAAGUAUCUUCUGGCCCGAGGAUACUGUUUUUUGCGGUCAUCCUAGAUUCAAGAACUUAGUGAAGAAUAUUCGUGGUCGACGUGGAGAGAAGGUGGCUAUCAAUGUGCCCAUAUUCAAAGAUGUAAAUACGCCUAGUCCCUAUAUUGAGGAUUUAUCUGCCUUUGGGGAAGGAAGCAUGAUCAGCGCAGCAAAGCCAGACCACAUUUACAUGGACCACAUGGGUUUUGGUAUGGGAUGCUGCUGUCUACAGGUAACUUUUCAAGCAGUCAAUGUCGAUGAAGCACGAUGGCUAUAUGAUCAACUUACACCUAUUACACCAAUCUUACUCGCACUCUCAGCAGCUACCCCUAUUUUCAGGAGCAAGCUGGCCAAUGUUGACUCUCGAUGGGAUAUCAUCAGUGCCAGCGUUGACGAUCGGACAGCUGAGGAGCGUGGUUUAGUACCACUACAAAAAUCGAAAUGGACUAUAGCAAAAAGUCGCUAUGAUUCCACAGAUUGCUACAUAUGUCCAUGUUCAGUGGCAUACAAUGAUAUACCUUUGCAGUACGACGAGGCAAUACUUAAGCAGUUAUUAGAUGGCAACAUCGACGAACCUCUUGCAAAACACAUUGCCCAUAUGUUUAUACGGGAUCCAUUACAGGUAUAUCGUGAACGAAUUCAGCAAGAUGAUGAAAAAUCAACUGAGCACUUCGAAACUAUUCAGUCAUCUAACUGGAUGAACAUGCGGUUCAAACCUCCACCUCCAGACGCUCCCGAAAUUGGUUGGCGUGUCGAAUUCAGACCAACGGAAGUGCAGUUAACCGACUUUGAAAAUGCCGCGUACUGCUGUUUCGUUGUUUUAUUGACUAGAGUGAUAAUCUCAUUCCGACUCACAUACUUACUGCCUAUUUCCAUGGUUACCGAGAACAUGAAACGAGCCCAGAAAAGAGAUGCUGUUAUUAGUGAAAAAUUCCUUUUUAGAAAAAGCCUGGCCACAUGCAAAUCAACUCCUGACCAGAACGGGUCACCAAGAUGUGGUGCACCCAGUGAAGACAUUGAGGAGAUGACAAUCAAUCAAAUAAUCAAUGGCAAGGAGGAAGGGUUUCCUGGUCUGGUUCCCCUUAUCAAGCAGUAUCUCGAUAGUGCAGAUAUGGACGUCGAUACACGCUGUACGGUCUCACAAUACCUGAAUUUCAUUUCGAAACGUGCCUCAGGUGAAAUAUGGACAUUAGCCCAUUGGAUACGGUGUUUUGUGGAUCAGCACCCCGCCUACAAGCAUGAUUCCAGUGUUCCCGACGAGACAGUAUAUGAUCUUCUUAUGCAGAUGGAUGCGAUAUCGAGCGGAAAGCAGCACUGCGCAAAGUUGCUGGGAUGUUAUAGAUCGAAGACGGACGAUUUGAUUCCAAGUGCUGUGCGACGAGCUGAGGAAAGUUGGGUGAUGAGCACACAGAAACGUGGAACGUAG